Molecule: messenger RNA, 1446 nt
Organism: Thecamonas trahens ATCC 50062
Lineage: Eukaryota; Apusomonadida; Apusomonadidae
Product: GPR108 protein
Exons: 1
Coding region: 53-1408 (451 amino acids)
Biological process (GO): transport
Cellular component (GO): membrane; Golgi apparatus
Source: RefSeq, a predicted model, not a curated record
CACUUGUCUGAAGACAGAGAGACAGGGAGAAAGAAGGCACACACAAGUAGAAAUGGUUCAGAAGACGUUUGUGGUGGCUGUGGGCCUCUUUGUGGUGACGGCGCUUGUGGCCGAGAGCGCGGCACUCCGCAACGGGCUGACGAUGAAGCAGGACGGGCGGGCGGCGUUCUUUGUGGAGAACUUUGGGUACGAGGCCGGUGGGCAUCUAGAGGUCAUUGUGCACCCUGGAGUGCGGAUGUGGGUGGAGAAGGGGGCGUAUGUGUCGCACACGCAUCCGAUGGGCUUUGUCAUUCGCAAGACCAAGAGCGACUCGGCCGAGUACGUGGACGAGUACGGAACGUCGUGCCUGGCGGACAUUGUGCCUGAGGAUGCGCGCGAGCGCGACAUUGUGUCUCUGGCCAACGAGACGACGUGGAUUGAUGGGGUGCACUACAAGCGGGUCAUCCAGCCUGGCGAGGAGGGCCUGUACAACCUGUACUGGUUCAACUGCGCGCCGGCGACGCAGGUCUCGCUGACGGUGGACGUGGUGAUGUACAACCCUGGCCCCAACUACUUGUCGUCGGGCAAGUCGCCGCUCCCGACGCUCUACGUUCUGUUCACUUUUGCACACUUUGCGAUUGUGGGUGUGCUUGUGAUGUUUAUGCGGCGGGCGGGUGCGGUGGUGUACAAGGUCCACUACCUGAUGGCGGUGGUGGGUGUGCUCAAGGCGCUCACGCUGCUCACGACCUCACUCCGGUACCACUACAUGAAAACGACGGGCCACGGGUCUGGCUGGAACGUAGUCUUUUACAUUCUCAAGGGUCUCACCGGGCUCAUGCUCUUUACGCUCAUUGCGCUCAUCGGCACCGGGUGGGCCUUUGUCAAGCCGUAUCUGACGGACCGUGACAAGAAGGUCUUCCUUGUGGUCAUUCCGCUCCAGCUCAUCUCGAAUAUUGCGCUCAUCAUGGUGGACGAGAUGCAGCCCGGCUCGCAGUCGUACCUCACGUGGUACGACAUUCUCCGCAUUGUUGACAUUGUGUGCUGCGGCGUCAUCCUCUUUCCAAUUGUAUGGUCCAUCAAGCACCUGCAGGAUGCGUCUGGCACUGACGGUAAGGGGCGUAGCUCUGCGAGCAAGCUCAAGAUCUUCCGCCAGUUCUACAUGCUGGUUGUCGCCUGGAUCUACUUUACCCGCAUCAUUGUGUACAUGCUCGAGGCCACGGUUCCGUUCCGCUACAUCUGGCUCUCGUAUUUUGCCACCCUCGCCUCCACCCUCGCCUUCUACAUUGUGGCCGGCUACAAGUUCCGCCCGGUGCCGAACAAUCCGUACCUGGGCCUUGCCGGCGGCUCGGACGUCGAGCUGGAGGAUUUUGAUGGCGGCGAGAUGGGCGACGACGCCGACAUCGACAUUGACAUUGAUCUUGGUGUGUAGACCAAUAACGUGAAGUAACGACUCGGAGACCUGAACUG